AUGUCCGAUUUGAAUGGGAGUCCUGCUACUGGGGCAGAGAAGAGUAUCACUAGUAGUCAGGGCGUUGAUCCGUAUGGGUACUAUGCUCAAGCAUAUGAAGAGCAAAUCACAGGAGGACUUACAGAGUCGCCAGAACCUGAGAACGCUACAAGAUCGAAGAAUAUAAUUCUACCACAAUUUACAAAGAUAGUUGAGGACGACCAUGAUGCCGACAUCUCCAGCCUCGAAUCAGGAACCGUUCUUGCAGGCACACCAUCUUCCCGCGAAUCCAAGCGAAGAGACCGAAAACGCCGCGAACAACAUAGACAACGUCUUCGACGACCACGUAGUAGAGUUUCUGAACUUGAACAAUCCGUGAAAUCAUGGAGACGCCAUGUCGACCGAGAACAACGACUAGGAGAGGCACGUACACGGAGACCACCACAUAUGCAACGUCCACCAGAUAUGCAACAUAGGCAGAGCCAAAUAGACGAGUGCCAGUCUCUGAUAAGAUAUCCGGGCACAUUUAAGACACCAAUAAAAAUCUCGGAGAAGAGGAAGAGGUUGAAGGCGACUUUGACGGAAUUUGUUCCUCAAGGUUGUGAGAGGCAGGGGAAUGAUCAGCUUGGGUCUCGGCUUCCAAUUUACCUUCCGUCGACGUAUUAUCACAAUGAUCCUGGGGGUCAUUCUACUCAACAAUUGAAUAACGAAUUCGCACCCGUUGGGCCAAGCAUAAACUUGAAGCAACCAGCACAUCAAUCGGAACCACCGAAAUGGAUUCCAACACAUCAAUACGAUACCCAAAAUAUUCACAGGGCAAGACAUCAUAGCCUCGCACCACAAUCGAACAACCAGAUGGUUUUGUAUCGGCAAACUCCCAUAGCGAAGUCUGUACCUAUCUAUAACCAAAACCUUUACAGUUGCAAUCAAGGCCCUCAGCUGAAUACGACGUCAGGCUAUAGGACUUUCCAACAAGGCUUGAACAGUUUUCAGCCAAGCUAUCCGGGCUUCAAAAAUAACCAGACGCAAAACAUGGCAGGCCCUGGAUCAUCUCAGCAAAAUUGGAAUACUUCGCAAAUAAGAUAUCCAGACUUACAGAACUUUCAGCAGCAGGCCUAUACGCCUAAUAUCCUCAACACUAGCUUUAACAAUGAGAUGGCGAAGGGCGAGAUAAAUCAAUACAACAAUUUUCACUAUCCAGCACACGCAGCAUUUCAAUAUCCACAACCACAGUAUCGCACAAUAGACACCCUUCCGCUUCAAAACCACCAGUUUCAGCACAACAACACCCAACUCGACCAUAAAUUUCCCAGUAAUACCCAGGAUAUAGGACACUGGGCCCAGCCGCAGCACCUAGGAGUUGACACUUAUGAUUCUCGCUUUAAUGCUCGCGAGUGGCAACCGAAGCCGACUGGCCAAACAAAUGCUGAUUUUCAGUUGCAGAACCAAGAAAACUUUCAACUACAACCACAGAUUCAGGGGAGUACAGGUUUGUUGCCUUCUGCAACAUUUCACGGUGCCGAUCACGGUGGAAACUAUAGCCAAGAACAAAACCAAGACCAAGUACAGCAACAGCACAGAAAUAACACAAAGAUACAGGAUGGGUAUACUGUACAGCAGAAUCCAAAGCGCUCCACUACGUCUUACGGUACUGGUGAUGUUGGAAAUUACAACCAAAACCAAGACCAAACACAACAACACCGCGGAAACAAUAUGGAUGAACAGAAUAGUUAUGCUGUACCACAAAACUCGAAUGCCUUAGUUACAUCACAAAAUUUUCCUUCGUAUACUAGCCCAGGUGGUUCGUAUCAGCAAAUCUGA
Messenger RNA from Glarea lozoyensis ATCC 20868, 1800 nucleotides. RefSeq lists its product as uncharacterized. Lineage: Eukaryota; Fungi; Ascomycota; Leotiomycetes; Helotiales; Helotiaceae. The transcript has 2 exons. The coding region runs from base 1 to 1800 and encodes 599 amino acids. The record is from RefSeq and is a predicted model, not a curated record.